Maylandia zebra (zebra mbuna) is the source of this 1208-nucleotide messenger RNA. RefSeq names its product zinc finger protein 593 (gene znf593). The record is from RefSeq and is a predicted model, not a curated record. NCBI's taxonomy places the organism in Eukaryota, Metazoa, Chordata, Actinopteri, Cichliformes, Cichlidae. Gene Ontology annotation, molecular function: nucleic acid binding; zinc ion binding.
CGCGUAUGCAGUGCAGUCUGACGACCCCAUUCAAUGCUGUCGGAAUAUUUAAAUACAUCAGCUGAACUGACACCAAGAUCACCUGAAAAAGACCGGGAGUUUCGCGCCCUCUGGAGGUGACUGCGUAGUAUCGUUCUACUCCAUUGACCCGGAAAUAGAUUUCACUUCUCUCGGUCACACGUGUGGAAGUACCAACUGGUUAUCAUGGGGAAGUCCAAACAAACCCGAAACCACAACAAUGGCAAGAAGAAGAACAUUGCAAAGACCUGGAAGACAAAGCGCAGGACCAAAGACCUGGAUCAGAUCCACUCAGACAUGAAGCCUGACACGGCUGCUAAACUGCUGCAUCAGGAGGUUGACUACGAUGUAACCGGAUGUGCACAACACUACUGCUUACACUGCGCGAGAUAUUUUGUGGAUAUGAGAUCCUUGAAAGAGCACUUCAAAACUAAAGUGCAUAAAAAACGACUGAAACAGCUCAGAGAAGAGCCCUACACCCAGGAAGAGGCAGAGAGAGCAGCAGGCAUGGGCUCAUACAUCCCUCCAAAAGUUGUUGAAGUGAAGACCCAACCAUUAGAGGAGGACAUGGAAUGAAAGCCUCUGACAUUAAUCCACAGACUGAUUAACUCAUAAAAGAGGCAUUAGCAGUUAAUGCUUGCAGUUAUUGUUGUCACAUACUUUAGUAGCAAAUCUGAAAAUGCCUUUUGUGACAGAUAAUGUUUGUUUUUCAGCCAGCUGUGAGAAACGUGGUUGUUAAACUUCCAUCACCAAGUUCAGAAGACUUCUCCUUACAAUCAGAUGCAUUGUCUGCCUAUGUAAAUACAAAGGAUGGUGGAAUGUUUUCUACAAUAAUAAAUUUUGUGGAGUUGAUUAAGUCACAUUACACAUGUGGAGUACAGCAGUGCAGUUAGAGCUGUACCUGAACUUACCAGACAAAGAAAUAGAGGAAAACAUGCAUUUCUGUACACAAAGUAAUAUUUAUUUUUCACUCUAGUUGUUCAUUUAAAAUACUGGACAGUUAACUAAGUUUGACUAUUGAUAGAAAAUGUAAUUCUGCUGUGUACUGUAGACCUUAUUUUGUUACUGCUUCAAAUGGAGGGAAUUGGAGAUGUGCAUAGUGAUUCAGAUGUCUGCGACCAGGCUAACUUAUACCUCGUUAAACUUCUAAAUGUUCUUAAUUAAACAAUCUUGAGACAACACUGCACAGA